GGGUCAAAGUUCCUCAGCGAGGAACGCUGCCCCCGCGAGCUCGUCUGACCGGAGUUAGUUGAGGCUUAGAGGCGGGGAGGGUUGUGCGGGGGCGAAUGGCGUUGCCAGGUGGAAAUAAAGAUAAUAUCAGGGCAGGGUGCAAGAAAUGUGGUUAUCCGGGUCAUCUGACAUUUGAGUGCCGAAACUUUCUCCGUGUAGAUCCCAAAAGAGACAUUGUUUUAGAUGUGAGCAGCACAAGCAGCGAAGAGAGUGAGGAGGAGGAGCUGGGAAAACUUGAUGCCGUUCCAGAAAAGCAGGGUAUUCCAGAUGAAGAAAAGAAAAAGACCCAAAAGAAGAACAAGGAGAAAUCAAAAUUAAAGAAAUCAAGAAAAAGAUCUCAUUCUUCAAGCAUCACAGAAGACGAUGAACCUAAAUCAAAAAAGCAGAAAUCCCAUAAAAAAGAAAAGAAGAAAGUGAAAAAGAAUAAAUCUAAGAAAAGAAAACAUCAUCACAAAAAGGGAGGAAAAAAACACAAAAGAGGAAAAGAUUCUUCAUCUUCUGAUAGUUCAGAUUCUUCUAGCAGUGAUUGAAAAUCAAGACUUGAUUUACGUCAAUCCUAGUUCAAAUAAUGCCGCAAGAUAUAUACUCCUUAAUAAUUUAUUUUAAAAAUCUCUUUGUAUUAAACUCUUUUUUUGGUGAGGCGGGAGGAAUUAAGGUUUUCAUUCUCCUUUGUGGGUUUCAAUCUUUAUUUGUUCUUCCUGAUUGAAAAUUUUUUGAGAUUAAAAUCUUAGAAGUAAUUGUUACUUCUAAGAUUUUAAUUUCUCAAGAAUUACAAAUUAUUAAUGAACAAAAUCCAGUAAUUUUAGUUGUACAGUCCUAUGGUUUUUUUUUUUUAAACACUUCUGAUAAUCAAUGGGCACCUGCAAGAGACUGCUGUUUUGCAGAUCCCAUUUACUUCCAUUUUAGGUCCUGGAAUGAGAAGAAAAAAACCCCAAUUCCAUGGCAGGCAUUUAUGUCCCUUAAGUGGGAACACCUGGAAAAGUUCCACUUGCAUCAUUGUCUGUUCCAGUAGAAAACUAGCAGAGCAUGGAACCAGUCAUUUCCCCUCUUUAAAUUCUGUUUUUUUUCCUGUCCCAUGGAAAUGUUUUGUCAUUGUGUUCUGUUAUUAAGAUACAUGUUCUUUUAUACAUUUUUAGUAAAACUAGAAGGAAGUAUGCUUAGAAAAUUUUGAAACAUGGUCAUUGCUAGUUAAAGCUGAUGGUUCUAGAACUAAUUCUAAGAGUAAUUAGUUCUAGAAUCAUUAGCUAUAACUAGCAGUGAUUGUAUAGUGUACAGCAUAGAAUGGAAAGAAGUGUGAAGUUGUUGAAAGGCUGUUGUAGCAUAUUAUAAGCGCACAUGGUAGAAGCAUCUCUGGAUCAGGAUAUAAGUUUGUGUGUAAAUAUUGGGAACUAAAUGAGCAAAGUGGGCAUAGAUUUUUUAAGCAGCAAGUGGUGGGUUUUUUUCUAGUAAAACCUGCUUUUUGACCACUUGAACUAAAAAUGAAAACUAUUUUUAAUGCUGCUUUUUUAUUUCCAUGUUGUUUCUUGCCAUUUGUUUGUAUAGAUGAAAAAAUAAUAUAUACUUUUUUGUUGGACCAAAGAACUAAACCUGAUUGAAUUUGUAAG
Notechis scutatus (mainland tiger snake) is the source of this 1643-nucleotide messenger RNA. It is a transcript of the gene SREK1IP1, whose product is annotated as SREK1 interacting protein 1. Lineage: Eukaryota; Metazoa; Chordata; Lepidosauria; Squamata; Elapidae. The record is from RefSeq and is a predicted model, not a curated record. Gene Ontology annotation, molecular function: zinc ion binding; nucleic acid binding.